UAGCUACAUCCGGGUCCUUCCGGCGAGUUCACGUUCUUUCUCGUCCUUUCUCGCGAGACUCAGGGGCAUGCUGGGUAAUCUACUGUUCCAUCCAACAUGGCGGCCUCCAGGUUCUUCCUUCGACAUUGCCUCCAGCAGCUGGGGGUUAGGCACUGUUACACAGCUACUCGACCAAACAUCGCCAUAGGCAAGGACACCAAAGUCAUCUGUCAAGGUUUUACUGGGAAACAGGGAACAUUUCACAGCCAGCAGUCCAUAGAGUAUGGGUCCCAGAUGGUGGGAGGGGUGUCACCAGGGAAGGGAGGCAAGACUCACCUUGGACUACCUGUCUUCAACUCUGUCGCAGAGGCCAAAGAAGCCACAGGCGCCGUGGCAUCUGUCAUCUACGUGCCGCCGCCAUUUGCCGGGAAGGCCAUCCUAGAAGCCAUCGACGCAGAGAUGUCAUUGGUCGUGUGCAUCACGGAGGGGAUUCCCCAGCAGGACAUGGUCAAGGUGAAACACCGACUGGUCAGGCAGGACAAGACACGGCUCAUCGGACCCAACUGUCCAGGCAUCAUCAAGCCUGGAGAAUGUAAGAUAGGAAUCAUGCCUGGACACAUCCAUCAACCAGGAAACAUAGGCAUUGUGUCCAGGUCAGGAACCCUGACAUAUGAAGCCGUCCAUCAGACAACCAGGGCCGGCCUUGGACAGACGUUAUGCAUCGGUAUUGGAGGCGAUCCCUUCAAUGGCACCAACUUUGUGGACUGCCUGGAGGUGUUCCUGGGAGACCCUGCCACCAAGGGCAUCGUGAUGAUCGGGGAGAUUGGUGGCAGCAUGGAGGAGUCUGCAGCAGAGUAUCUCAAGGAACACAACACUGGUCCCAACAAAAAGCCAGUUGUGUCCUUCAUCGCUGGUGUCACAGCGCCCCCUGGCAGGAGAAUGGGCCAUGCAGGUGCCAUCAUCUCAGGAGGGAAGGGGGCGGCCCAGGACAAGAUCCAGGCUCUACAGGAGGCCGGGGUGGAGGUCACCAUGUCACCAGCCCAGAUGGGAACAACCAUGUUACAGCUGGUGUCUGGGUGACCCUGAACUUAGACACUCUGCUUUUCACUGUCCUAUUUUAAGGAAAUGCAGAAACUUGGAUUGUAGAGAAAAGGAGUUCAGCAACUUCCAAUUACACACAAUCACCCCCCCUCCCCAUAGGAUUGUUAUUGUCAAGAAUUGGUUGGUUUCUGUGGGACAUCUCUUUGCCUAAAUUUUUUGGUAGUGCCUUCACACUUAUGCAACCAUCUUGCGUGUACAUUGCUGGAAAAACAGCUAG
Messenger RNA from Branchiostoma floridae (Florida lancelet), 1297 nucleotides. RefSeq names its product succinate--CoA ligase [ADP/GDP-forming] subunit alpha, mitochondrial-like. Gene Ontology annotation, molecular function: succinate-CoA ligase (GDP-forming) activity; succinate-CoA ligase (ADP-forming) activity. Gene Ontology annotation, biological process: tricarboxylic acid cycle. The transcript has 10 exons. The coding region runs from base 97 to 1059 and encodes 320 amino acids. The record is from RefSeq and is a predicted model, not a curated record. Gene Ontology annotation, cellular component: mitochondrion; succinate-CoA ligase complex (ADP-forming). NCBI's taxonomy places the organism in Eukaryota, Metazoa, Chordata, Leptocardii, Amphioxiformes, Branchiostomatidae.